Molecule: messenger RNA, 411 nt
Organism: Strongylus vulgaris
Lineage: Eukaryota; Metazoa; Nematoda; Chromadorea; Rhabditida; Strongylidae
Source: the annotation of a GenBank genome assembly
AUGGGGUUUGAUGUGCAAAAGUGUCGGCUUUGGUAUGAAAACAAUGGUCUACUGCUACAAGUGUUCUUUGAAACACUAAAAUACGAAUUGUAUGUUGAAAAGCCGAGUUAUGGGAUCUCCGCUGCACUGAAUGAUCUUGGAGGACACGCUGGUCUUUGGCUGGGAUUAUCUGUGAUUUCUAUAGUGGAGGUAUGCGGGCUAAUUAUUCUACUCGUAAUGUAUUGUGUAACAUGCGGAGGUCUCAAAACCCGUCCUGAUGACGAUGACUUCGCAGCCGAUGAGCGUAUUCAGGAUGUAGAGGAAGUGAAAAAAGAACUGGACAUAGCUGAUGAGAAUGAGAAAGAUCUCGACUUAUCAGAUGAGGAAGAUGAGCCAACUCCAAACAAAGAAGAAAAUGCAAAGGAGAAAUGA